GGUCCCCCACUCGUCCCCAGCAGACCCUCCUGCCGGGACCUGGCGCCGGGCUCCCAGCGGCUGCGGGGAGCGGAGUCGGGCGGCACCUGGGGGCGGGGAGCGCAGGGCAGGGCCGGGCUGGGGAAGACGCCUAGGGCACUGCCCGGCGCUAACAAAGGGAGCGGCUGCUGGCCGGCGGGGGCGCGGAGCGGGCGGAGCCGCAGCCCGGGCGGCCAGGCGCGCAGCGAGCAAGGUAGAGCCAGUUGUGCAGAGAGGGAGAAGCAGUGAGAUCCUGGAGCCCAGCUGAAAUGAACUGGCCUCCUUGAGCGGUCCCAAGCCCGGGUGCCAGGCCUGUGUCCCAGCACUGAGAUGUUUUUUGAUCAUCCAGAGAAAAAUGAGCCUUGGCCUCCAGACCCAAUAAAGCAAACAUUCCUCCCAUGGAGAAUAGCACUGGUUCCUAAGGACAUGAAGGGCCUGCAGCCCCAGGGGGAUUAGCCAAAAGUGGCUUGUUUUCUGCUCAGAACAGAGUGGCUGCCCUGAACACAUCUUUCAUUAUGAUUCACACCAACCUGAAGAAAAAGUUCAGCUGCUGCGUGCUGGCCUUUCUCCUGUUUGCAGUCAUCUGUGUGUGGAAGGAGAAGAAGAAAGGGAGUUACUAUGAUUCCCUUAAGUUGGAAACCAAGGAAUUCCAGCUGUUGAGAGGUCUGGAGAAACAGGCUGUGACUUCCAGCAGCACCCAGAAUUCCCCCAGGGGCCGCCAGGCCCUCAGCAGUCCCCGGGGCCCAGCCAAGGCCAAGCCUCAGGUCUCCUUCCAGGUGUGGAACAAGGACAGCUCUUCCAAAAACCUCGUCCCCAGGCUGCAGAAGAUCUGGAGGAAUUAUCUGAAUAUGAACAAGUACAAAGUGUCCUAUAAGGGGCCAGGGCCCGGUGUCAAGUUCAGCGCAGAGGCCCUGCACUGCCACCUCCGGGACCAUGUGAACGUCUCCAUGGUAGAGGCCACAGAUUUUCCCUUCAACACCUCUGAAUGGGAGGGUUUCCUGCCCAAAGAGAACAUCAGGACCAAGGCUGGGCCAUGGGGCAGGUGUGCUGUUGUCUCAUCAGCCGGAUCGCUGAAGUCCUCCCAGCUGGGCCGAGAAAUAGACGAUCAUGACGCAGUCCUGAGGUUUAAUGGGGCGCCCACAGCCAGUUUCCAACAAGAUGUGGGCACGAAAACCACCAUUCGCCUGAUGAACUCUCAGCUGGUCACCACUGAGGGGCGCUUCCUCAAAGACAGUCUGUACAACGAGGGAAUCCUAAUUGUGUGGGACCCAUCUGUUUACCAUUCAGAUAUCCCAAAGUGGUACCAGAGCCCCGACUACAGCUUCUUCGAGAAUUAUAAGAGCUACCGCAAGCUGCAUCCCGACCAGCCCUUUUACAUCCUCAGGCCCCAGAUGCCUUGGCAGCUGUGGGACAUCAUUCAAGAAGUCUCCCCAGAGGAGAUUCAGCCCAACCCCCCAUCCUCUGGGAUGCUUGGUAUCAUCAUCAUGAUGACGCUAUGUGACCAGGUGGAUAUUUACGAGUUCCUCCCAUCCAAGCGCAAGACCGACGUGUGCUACUACUACCAGAAGUUCUUCGACAGUGCCUGCACAAUGGGCGCCUACCACCCACUCCUCUUUGAGAAGAAUCUGGUGAAGCACCUCAACCAGGGCACAGACGAGGACAUUUACCUGCUGGGAAAAGCUACACUGCCUGGCUUCCGGAGAAUUCGCUGCUGAACAUGGGCUCCCUGGUCAGGCCCCCUAGCCCUUCUCCACCAAGUCUGGGCAGAUCACGUUCCUGAACAAUCCAGCCUGCACGGUGGGCCUUCUGUCAACAAAAGCCUCAGGCUGCAGAAGUCCCAACAGCAAGCAGCCAGGUCCAGCCAGGUCCAGCCUGCCUCGUAGUUGCAGAGGUGUGCGAACCCAAAGCCUCCAGCCACACACACAUACACACACACCUAGCAUUCUUUCCAUGCACCUUUCCCACCAGGGCUGCCAAAGCUGGGCUGUUUUCCUCAUCAGAAUGAUGUUAUUCUCACAAACCAGUACUCUCUAUUGCUCGAAAUCUGCACCUAGACACUGAUUUCAUGUGUGGAAGAAAUUCUCCCAAAUUAUGAUUGUGCCCACAUAUAGGGUGGCUCUGGGGAGCCAGUAAGUGGUACGGGGCAUAGGAAACAUGCUCGAUUCCUCCAGAACAAAGUUGGUCCCAAGGUCCAUGCCCCUGGGAGAUGUGGCAUUCCAAUCACUCUAGCUGGUUUGGCGGGUCCUUAUGCGCAAAGGGUCUUGAUGAACCCACAUACUCUCCAUAUGGAGAAGAGAGCCACAGAAGGGCGCGGUCUCCAUCCUCUGGUUGCUCACAGUUCAGUGGGAGAGAGAUGGAGGAUUCAGUGUGCUCAGUUCACAGCCGGCAGGGGUGGGUGGGGGGUUGGUGGAGAGGCCGACUUGCCGUGCUGUGGGCUUGCACGCUCGGAGGGGCCACAUAUUUGCUGUGUCUAUGGGUCAGAGAGGGCUUCGCUGAGCUGGGCUGCGGAGAUUUUAGAGGACUGGAGAAACAUGUCAAGCAGAUGUUUGAGUCAUCUGAAUUGUGUUUUCCUUUCUGCCUUUAUUGCCCAUAUUUAUUCUCUAAGGUCUGCCUGAACUUCGAGGCUCAUUAUUUUCUGAGGAAACCACUUCCCCUGUCUGAGCGCAGCCCCAUGGCAGACACCUGGCAAGCCAGAUGCCAAAAACCAGAUUUGUCCAUGCUCAGCCUGGCCGGACCCUUGGCUGCAGCUGGGUUUGCACACCUUGUCCACUGCUUCCCUGUUAAUGCCCGCCCCACCCCCUCCUAGCUGCCAUCUUGUUUUCCCCUUUAAGGCAGUAGAUUUUUUCCCUCUUUCAAAUUACUUUUAAGCAUUUUGUACUUUAAAAGUAUCCUGAUCCGAUGAUUUCUUUCACCUUCAUGGGCCUUUUGCGGAAUGUCUCUCAGGGAGUGGGGAUGUGGUUCCCUAGAAUUUAAAGUUGCUCUCAGAAGUCAGAACCUUAGAGAUCAUAACUGAUUCUCACAAGGUUUAUCAGACGGCCAUGCCCUCCACCCCUCCAGCAAGGGUGCAAUAUCAGAGUCUCCAGACAGAGGCCCUUCCCCUGUGGUGUACAAACAUGCUUCCUGGGUAGUUUUGCUACCCCACCUUCUCCAGUGGAGAACCACAUUGGACUGGUCUGGCCCCUGGUGAGGAGAAGGUAAAGGACUCACUCAAGGUCACAAAAUAAUGCGGUAGAGCCAGGGCUCCUAGACCCAUGUGCUCAAGGGCCUCUUAAGCUUGAGCUCUAGACCAGUCAUCUGGGAGCUGGAGUGCUCAUGUGCUGCCAAACCCUUGGCUCAUAUAGGCAGUAGCAGGAGUCCUGGGGAGGGCUGAUGUUCCCCUAUAUACUAGCCAUGCCGCCAUGAGCGAAUUUUCCUGAGACUCUGUUUCCACAUCUGUAAAAUGGGGGUGAUGAGCCUACCUCACAGGGCUGUUGUAAGGGUUACACCUGUCCUGGUUCUGUACUUGGCCCAUAGCAGGUGCUCAGUACGUGGUGGUUUCCUUCCUCCUUCUCUCUCCUUCCUCCCCUCCCUCGCUCCCUGCCUUCCUCCCUUUACUAAGGACCUGCUCCAAGCUCACACCUGGGCAGGAUCUUGCUUUGAGGGAGGCCAGAGAGGGGGUCCUGUCAUCAGGGAAUUAACUAUCCUACUGGGAGACAACAACUACCCUGCCUGGAACACCCAGGAAAUCAUCCGAGGCAAUGGAGGGUGCAGAUGCAAAAGUGUCCCUCCUCCUCGUCCUCCUCCCCCUCUUCCCCCCCAACUCCUUGCAGCCUCUGGCCUUUCUGCUUGGGAAUGGGCCAAGCACUUGGGCUGCUUCCUGCUGUAUGGAGGGAAUCUUUUCCACCGAUCUGGGCCCAUGAAUUCCCAGCUUGCUUUAGGUUCUGGUUUGACACACUCAUUGCAAUCUUUGAAUCACACGCAUUGAGAGGAAGGCGGCAUUCCACCAGCAGGAGAUAGGCAUUGGUGUGGACACUGAAACUACACUGGGUAGAUGCUAGCUUUUAAUUGUUAUUAUUAAUGUAAGGGAUCAGAUUAACUUAAGUGUGGUUCUGGGUCUACAGAACUUUAAUUCUGUGUUCUCUCUAUAUGGAAACUAGUAAAAUGCAAAUAAGACAGAGGUAUUAUUGUUGGUCUGGUGAGAUGUUUUAUAUUUGCAACAGAUAAUUUAAAAAUGGUGAUUGAGUACUACGGGAAAGUCCCCGUCCCAAGGGGGCUGUGUCUUUGUCAGUAGCCAUCCCUUCAUCCCGUAUCAUGAGAUCCCCCAAUCCUUCAAUCACAUAAGCUAUUCACCUUGGUUUGGAGACCUCGAUCUCAGAAGUGUCUGAAACAUGCCUAAUUGAAUUCUGAAUUACCCAAAGAUGAUGUAAAAUUUUAAAAUAAAUGUGUUUUUAAA
Neomonachus schauinslandi (Hawaiian monk seal) is the source of this 4450-nucleotide messenger RNA. RefSeq names its product ST6 beta-galactoside alpha-2,6-sialyltransferase 1 (gene ST6GAL1). Bases 534 to 1733 code for a protein of 399 amino acids. The transcript has 8 exons. NCBI's taxonomy places the organism in Eukaryota, Metazoa, Chordata, Mammalia, Carnivora, Phocidae. Gene Ontology annotation, molecular function: sialyltransferase activity. The record is from RefSeq and is a predicted model, not a curated record.